AUGUCUAUAGACACAGUCGACUACAUCUUAGAAAAAAUAUCACCUGAUUAUAGUCAUGGUUUAACAAAUUUUCAAAAACCAAUUUCUGUUGAAGAAAGGCUCCUUGUAACCAUAAGGCAUUAUGAAACAAAACAUAAUGAUUAUUUGAAAUUAAGUAGUGAAGUAAAACAAUCAAAGCUCAGGGAAUUUAUGUCACAAUUAAAAAGUCAACAAAAAAUGUUUAGUUUAGCAUUACAGCAACCAUCUAAUGUCGUUAAAGCAAGUUAUUCUGUCUCAUUUUUGAUUACAAAAAAAAUGAAAAAAUUUUCAGAUGGUGAAUUUGUGAAAGAAUGUUUGGAAGCUGUAGCAAAGGAUAUUUUACCUGAUAAAAAUAAACUAUUUUCGAAUAUAAGUUUAUCCCGACAAACAGUACGUCGUCGAAUUAAUGACAUUUCAAACGAAAUCAUUGUAAAACUACGCGAUCGAAUUCAAGAUUUCAAAUAUUUUUCUAUUGCAUUUGACGAAAGUACAGAUAUAUCAGAUACAGCUCAACUUGUAAUAUUCAUUCGUGGAGUAAAUGAAUCAUUUCAAAUAACUGAAGAAAUGUUAAAAUUGAUAAGUUUGAAAGGAACUACAAAAGGUGAAAAUAUUUUUCACGCUGUUGAAAACAGUAUAUGCGAAAACAAUUUGGAUUUGGAAAUUAUUUCUGGAAUAUCAACUGAUGGUGCACCUGCUAUGGUUGGUAAAGAAAAAGGAGCUAUAAAAUUACUGAUCGAUAAAGUAGAAUCUACCAGAAAAACUAAUAAUUUCUGGAAAAGAGAUGAUUUAUUUAUAAUCCAUUGUUUGAUUCAUCAACAAAAUCUAUGUUCUCAAGUAUUAUCGAUUAACCAUGUUUUGCAAGUAGUCAUAAAAACAGUGAAUUACAUUCGUUCACAUGCGCUUCCCCACCGACAAUUCAAGGAGUUCCUGAAAAAAUUAGAUUCAGAAUAUGGUGAUGUAGUAUAUAUCAAUCAUGUCAGAUGGUUAAGUCGUGGAAAAUGUUUAAAGCGAUUUUAUGAGUUAUGUCAUGAAAUUGACUUGUUUAUGAAUGAUAAACAAAAACCAGUAUUAGAAUUAAGUAAUGAUGAAUGGUUAUUAGAUUUAUGCUUUUUAGUUGAUAUUGUCGAAAAACUGAACCAAUUAAAUAUAUCAUUACAGGGAAAAGAUAAUUUAAUAAUAGAUUCAUGUAAUUACAUCAAUGCAUUUCAGAAGAAAUUAUUGUUACUUGAAUUUCAACUAAAAAAUAAUAACGUUCAAAACUUUCCAUUGCUAAACGAAUUGAAAAAUUCAAAACAUAUCGAUAGCAUUAAAUAUGCACAAGAAACAAGGAAACUUAUAGCUGCUUUUGAAAGUCGUUUCACUAAUUUAGACAAAUACAAGACAAUAUUUGAAAUAUAUUCAUCUCCUUUUUAUACUGAUGUCAAUUCGGCCCCAGAAUAUCUUCAAAUGGAACUCGUUGACUUAUAA
Sipha flava (yellow sugarcane aphid) is the source of this 1485-nucleotide messenger RNA. Its product is annotated as general transcription factor II-I repeat domain-containing protein 2B-like. The coding region runs from base 1 to 1485 and encodes 494 amino acids. The transcript is spliced from 2 exons. The record is from RefSeq and is a predicted model, not a curated record. NCBI's taxonomy places the organism in Eukaryota, Metazoa, Arthropoda, Insecta, Hemiptera, Aphididae.